Molecule: messenger RNA, 900 nt
Organism: Onychostoma macrolepis
Lineage: Eukaryota; Metazoa; Chordata; Actinopteri; Cypriniformes; Cyprinidae
Gene: glrx
Product: glutaredoxin (thioltransferase)
Exons: 3
Coding region: 260-577 (105 amino acids)
Source: RefSeq, a predicted model, not a curated record
AAGAGACAAUCAUAAACAAAGGUGAAAGAGAACGAUUCGUUCCCUUAAAAGAUUCGUUCAAAAACCCAAAUUCGUUCAUAAACACCAGUAGUCUCCAACCCAUUUUGAACUUUACCGAGGGGUGGUGUAUUUUAAUCCCGCCCUUACUUUGAAGGGUGUGAACCGAGGGGAAGUACGCGACUCACAAAGCCCAGAAAAUAAGUGUUUCGUUUUGGCUUCUCUGGAGUCGUGAGCAGCUGUGCUUGUUACGUUAAGAGCAAUGGCAGAAUUUGUUAAGGCGCAAAUUAAGGGUGACAAAGUAGUUGUGUUUCUGAAGCCGAGCUGUCCUUACUGCGUACUCGCAAAGGAUGUUUUGUCAAAGUAUAAAUUCAAAAGUGGACACUUGGAGUUGAUUGACAUCAGCGGACGCAGUGACAUGGGCAGCAUGCAAGACUAUCUGCAACAGAUCACAGGCGCGCGCACCGUUCCUCGAGUCUUCAUAGGGGAACAGUGCAUUGGAGGAGGAAGUGAUGUUGAUGGUCUGGACCGUUCUGGAAAACUGGAAGGCAUGUUGCAGGCAAUCGGAUCUCUGCAGUGAAGGGCGUCAAGAAGGGGUCACAUGAUGCUGCAGCGAGACUUACGGAUCUGCCGUCUGCGUUGCUGGUACUCGCUGAGCUCCUGUAGGUAACCUCUGGAGGGCCAGCGCAGUCGCUCCACCUGCUCACGCUCCUCGUCUGUCAAAAAAAGCAUCACAGGAAAAUAUUGCUGCAACAUUCCCUCCUGCUGAACAGCAGUGCAUUUAAUAUCCGCCCACCUUGCUCUUCAAUUAAAAUAAUGUAAUUGUCUUGUUGAAUGUUUAAAAAAAAAAAAGAAAUUAGAAGUCUUUAAAAAAACCUGAAAAUAAAAUAUUUUCCUGUCAAA